AUGCCUUCUCUCAGCGGGACCGCCCUUUGCCUCUUGACCGCAGUUUCCCAUCUAGUUUCAGCAUGGCCGACCCAACAUCCCGAUCACGUCCAGAUUCUCACCAGGGCAGAGCAACUGGCCACCGAAUAUGACUAUGUCAUCGUCGGCGGCGGCACCUCUGGUCUGACCGUUGGCGAUCGUCUUACCGAAGACGGUAAAUACACCGUUCUCGUGGUUGAGUACGGAUACUACGACAGCCAGACAGGCAUGAACCCUCGACGCAUGUACAACAUCACGUCCAAGCCGUGCCCCAACCUCAACGGCCGCAGCUUCUCGGUGGGCAUCGGAUGCGUCGUGGGCGGGAGCUCCAACGUCAACGGCCAGGUCUUCCUGAGAGGGACCAAGGAUGAGUACAACGCCUGGAAAGAUCUGGGCGGGCCUGGGUCUACCUGGGACUGGGACAACCUACUCCCUUACUUCAAGAAGGGCAUCACUCUCGCCCCUCCUGAUGCUGCCCAAGCUCGGGAGUACAACAUCACGUACGACAUGAAGUACUGGGGCACGACCUCCAAGAUCUACGCUGCCUUCGGCAAGGGUCCCCUCCAGUCCAGCCUCAAGAUCCUCUACAACGCCAUGUCCAAGAUGCCCGGCAUGACCGUCCCAGUCGACAGCGGCGCCGGCGAGGCCGGCCUCUACUGGUACCCAAUGUCCCAGGACCCCGUCCAGUUCCAGCGCUCCUACGCCCGCACCGGCCACUGGGACGGCCUCAACCGGCCCAACUACGAGAUGAUCGUCGGCGCCAGGGUCAACCGCAUCCUCUUCGACGGGGACACCGCCACGGGCGUGCAGUUCGUCUCGCGCAACAACACGGGAGCCACGCCCGUCCAAAUCAAGGCGCGGCGCGAGGUCAUCCUUGCCGCGGGGUCUGUCCACACGCCGCAGGUGCUGAUGCUCAGCGGCAUCGGGCCCCGCGCCCACCUCGAACAGGCCCGCAUCCCCGUCAAGGUCGACCUCCCCGGCGUCGGGUCCAACUUCCAGGACCACAGUUACAUUCCCAGCAUCUCGUAUCAGUGGGGCCGGGCACCUCCCAACUCCGGCGGCGGUGGCUGGGGUGGCGGCGGACCGCCGGCUCUCGCGUCCAUGAUCGGCUUGCCCGUCGUCAGCCCGGACAGGUUCGAGACCCUCGCCAGAGCGUUCGAGGCUCAGGACCCCAGAUCCCAUUUGCCGUCGAGCUACACCGCCGAGCAGAUUGAGGGCUACAAGCAGCAGCAAAAAGUCUGGGGCCGCCUCAUGCGGUCAAAGAACGUCGUCUUCUCCGAGAUGAUGAUGUACGGCCCCGGUGGCUCAGUGCAAAACCUGCACUGCACGUCCCGCGGCAACAUUCUCCUGAACACGGCGCAGCCCGAGGCCGAGAUGCUGGUCGACUACCGCGCGGCGUCCAACACCAUCGACCUCGACGUCAUGGCCGAGAUCAUCAAGUUCAUGCGCCGUUACAUGACCACGGGAGACCUCGCGCAGUACCAGGCCCGCGAGACGUCGCCCGGCACCGGCGUCUCAACGGACACCCAGCUCGUCAACUGGGCCAAGGGGCAGAUCAUCCCGUCCGUGUACCACCCCGUCGGCACAACGGCCAAGAUGCCUCGCGAGUGGGGCGGCGUGCUCAACGAGAACCUGCUGGUCUACGGCGUUAAAAAACUGAGAGUUGUCGACGCCUCGAUGAUGCCCACGACUGUAGGCGCGACCACCUCCAUGACGGUCUAUGCUGUCGCAGAAAAGGCUGCUGAUAUGAUUAAAGCGCAAACCCAGUGA
Molecule: messenger RNA, 1788 nt
Organism: Colletotrichum higginsianum IMI 349063
Lineage: Eukaryota; Fungi; Ascomycota; Sordariomycetes; Glomerellales; Glomerellaceae
Product: Glucose oxidase
Exons: 5
Coding region: 1-1788 (595 amino acids)
Biological process (GO): secondary metabolite biosynthetic process
Molecular function (GO): oxidoreductase activity, acting on CH-OH group of donors; flavin adenine dinucleotide binding
Source: RefSeq, a predicted model, not a curated record